AUGAGUAGACUUGAAGGCAAGAUCAUCGCUGUGACGGGCGCAGGGGCUGGGUUCGGACGAGCGAUUGUUCAAAAGCUCAUCGCUGAGGGAGCCAAGGUCUUGGGGAUCGACCUCAUCGCUUCAAACAAUGAGGAGACCGCAUCGUUGUGCCCAAAUGGCACGUUCUUUCAAUUAACAGCAGAUGUGGCGGCAGAGGAAACAUGGCAGAAUGUGCUGCGUCUUAGCAACGAACACUUUGGUCAUGCUCCUACUGUCAUCGUCAACUGCGCCGGUGUUGUCCAUCUCGGCCAAGAACCCCAUUUGGUCUCUGAGUGUGAAUUUGACAAUGUGUUCAAGGUGAACGUGAAGCCGCUGUAUCUCAGCACUAAGGUGAUCGUGCCUUUCUGGAUCGAGAACAAGAUUGAGGGACAUUUCAUCAAUAUUGGAAGUAUCAGCCAAGCGAGACCCAGACCGACCACUGUUUGGUACGCUGGGAGCAAGGGGGCGGUGACAGCGGUAACUCGAGGCUUAGCUGCAGCAUACGCCAAACACCGUAUUCGUUUCAACGUGAUAAGGCCCUCUAUCGGAGAAACGGCAAUGUCCGUAAUGCAGACAGAUCUCUUAAAUACAAAAAACUGUGCUGAUCUGUCCAUAGGCUUCCUCGGGUACAAGGUGGCGAAGACACUCCAGAAGGACGGGCAAAGCGACUAG
This is a messenger RNA of Cladophialophora bantiana CBS 173.52, 690 nucleotides long. RefSeq lists its product as uncharacterized. The transcript has 3 exons. Lineage: Eukaryota; Fungi; Ascomycota; Eurotiomycetes; Chaetothyriales; Herpotrichiellaceae. Gene Ontology annotation, molecular function: oxidoreductase activity. The coding region runs from base 1 to 690 and encodes 229 amino acids. The record is from RefSeq and is a predicted model, not a curated record.